AUGGCGGCCCUGCUACUGAGAGGAGGCCUGAGCAGAGGCCCUGUACUUCGAGGAGACUGUGCCAGGGGCCUCUUUGCUGAACGUGUGUGUCUUGGUUGCACUUCUCUACGGUUGGUGAAUCACAGGAGUUCUAAUGUUCGAAAUUGCACUGCUGCCCACCCUGUUUACAUUUCAUUAAGAGACAGUAGUAAUGCCUGUUCGUGGACUAAUAGACCUGAAAGAACAUACUACAAAGUCCACAGUCCUUCGCCUGCAUGGAGUAGCUUGGCCAGAAGUGGCUCUUUGGCCCCCCAGUAUCUGUCCAUCAGAAGUCUUCACUCUUCAAGACCACUUUUUGAUGACUCUGUGGUUGAGAAAUCCUUGAAAUCUUUGAAGGACAAAAAUAAAAAGCUGGAAGAAGGUGGCCCAGUCUAUAGUCCAGCCACAGAAGUGGAGACUGUAAAGAAGUCUUUGGGACAGAGGGUCAUUGAUGAGUUAAAGCACUACUAUCAUGGCUUCCGCCUUCUGUGGAUCGACACCACAAUUGCUGCAAGAAUGAUGUGGGAAAUUCUCAAUGGAGCUAUUCUGUCUCGAAGGGAAAGGAGACAGUUCCUAAGGAUAUGUGCUGACCUCUUCCGACUGGUCCCCUUCCUUGUCUUCAUCAUUGUCCCCUUCAUGGAGUUUCUUCUGCCAGUUGCACUGAAGCUGUUUCCAAAUAUGCUGCCUUCCACAUUUGAGACCACUUCUAAGAAGGAUGACAGAUUGAAGAAAGAGCUGAGAGUGAAGCUGGAAGUGGCUAAGUUCUUGCAGGAUACCAUUGAGGAGAUGGCACUCAGGAACAAAGCUGCCAAAGGAGAUGUGGCCAUUGAGUUCUCCUCUUUUUUCCAAAAGAUCCGUAGCACUGGAGAAAGGCCAAGCAAUGAAGAGAUUUUGCGGUUCUCCAAGCUGUUUGAGGAUGAACUGACUCUUGAUAACCUGACUAGGCCACAGCUUGUAGCUCUGUGUAAACUUUUAGAACUUCAGUCUAUUGGGACAAACAACUUCCUGCGGUUUCAGCUCACCAUGAAGCUGAGAUCCAUUAAAGCCGAUGACAAGCUUAUUGCAGAGGAAGGUGUGGAUACGCUGAAUGUAAAAGAGCUACAAGCGGCAUGUCGUGCCAGGGGAAUGAGAGCACUCGGAGUCACAGAAGAACGGUUACGAGACCAGCUGAAGCAGUGGUUGGAACUACAUUUGAAUCAGGAAAUCCCCACAUCAUUACUGCUAUUGUCCAGAGCUUUGUAUCUCCCUGAAACUCUCUCCCCAGCUGAUCAGCUCAAAACAACACUGCAGACUUUACCGGAAAGCAUGGCUAAAGAGGCCCAGGUGAAGGUGGCAGCAGUAGAGGGUGAAAAGGUGGAUAACAAGACGAAGCUGGAAGCCACUUUACAGGAGGAGGAAGCGAUUAGGAAGGAGAAGGAGAUGGACAGGUUGGCUGAGGUCGCAAAGGAAAGCUUACAGACCGCAGCCAAGGUAAAAGAGGCACAGGCAGCUUCCGAACUGGAGCCUGCAAUGGCUUCAGCACCCGCACCAGAAGUGGAACCAAGCGCAGCUGAUCGAGAUGAAGUGUUAAGGGACACAGCUCCUGUGUUGGAGGGCAUUAAGGGGGAAGAGUUAACAAAAGAGGAAAUUGACAUUCUGAGUGAUGCUUGCACUAAGCUGAUGGAUCAGAAGAAUUUACUAACAAAGGAGAAGGAAGAGCUCCUGGAGCUGAAGGAUGAUGUUCAGGAAUACAGUGAGGAUUUAGAAGAAAUGAAGAAGGAACUUUCAAAGACUGGGCAAGACCAGGUGGUUGAAGAAUCGAAGGCCAGUAAGAGAUUAACCAAGAGGGUUAAUCGUAUGAUUAAUCAGAUCGAUAAGAUCAUCACUGAACUGGCAAAUGAAGACAAAGUACUGGAGGAGCAUGCAGCAAGUGGUGUUGCCCCACCUGUUGGGGAAAAUCUAGUCAGCAUUACCGAACUUGUCAACAUCAUGAGGCACAUUCAAAACAUCCCUGAGCAGAAGCUGCUGAGGAUUGCCGCAGCCCUGGAUGAGAACAAGGAUGGAAAGAUCGACCUGGAUGAUGUGGCAAAGGUUGUGGAACUAAUAAAUAAGGAAGAUAUCGACAUUUCCACGAAACAGGUAGCGGAAAUCAUGGAGCUCCUACAAAAGGAGGAGAAGCUGACCGAGAAGGAAAAAGCCAAAGAAAAGGCAGAGAAGGAACAGAUGGCCGAAGUACAGAAUUAA
Molecule: messenger RNA, 2241 nt
Organism: Staurois parvus
Lineage: Eukaryota; Metazoa; Chordata; Amphibia; Anura; Ranidae
Source: the annotation of a GenBank genome assembly